Molecule: messenger RNA, 1836 nt
Organism: Ectocarpus sp. CCAP 1310/34
Lineage: Eukaryota; Phaeophyceae; Ectocarpales; Ectocarpaceae
Source: the annotation of a GenBank genome assembly
UCCUGUAGGUGCACCUGAACGUUCAGGCCGUGGCUUGGCGACUAUUGAAAUGAAAACUUAUUUGGCCGUUGCAGGUGGUGCAAGAACAUCGGUACAACGAGCGGCGCACUGGGGUGCGCAAUGGGGACGGGGUGGACAACAAGCGUACGGGUGCUUAGGGGGUGGAUACUUGCUUGGUGUCUGGCGGUGUGUCUUAAGACAUCGUCCACACGUGCCGCCGGGCCGAACGCCGAGCCGGACGAGGCCGACAUCGUUGUCGUCCAUACGAUGGGGUUGGCCAACGACACCGUCGCGGGCACCCUUCCGCCCAUAACAAAGGACUCUUCUUGCUCUGACAUGCUCGCGUGGUUGCCUCCUCGAUCAAGCCCGGCGGUGGUGUUCCAAGUCGUAUCCGAACCUUACGCCAGCCUGGAAGCUAAUUUUAUCUCGAACAUGGAGCUUCAUUCGACAUUCUCCCGGGAAAACCUGUACCUAGUGUGCCUCGACGAGGAAUCUGUGGCGAUUUUCGACGGCCUGGGGAUACGUUGUGUUCGGUAUGGCUGCUUGGGAUGCCCAAUGUCACGCCUCGAUGUAUGGGUGCUGAGGGUUGAAGCCACUUUAUGUUUGUUGAACGCUGGCCAAGACGUAUUGAUGUCGGAUGCCGAUGCAAUAUGGCUCCGCGAUCCGACGAAUGACUUCGCUUCAGAUCUGAAUAUGGACAGCAACGUUGUUGCGUCGAGGGCCGUAAUGCCUUUCCCGUUGUAUCACAAGUGGGGAGCGACUGUCUGCAUGGGUUUUGCGUUCUUUCGGGCUGGUGGCAGCGCAAUGCAGGCGUUCAUGACGGUCGUCGGGGAAAUCGUGAAUGAGUUGGGAGACGACCAAAAAGCUGUGAAUGAAGCGUUGGAUAAACUCGGUGUUGUUUGGGAUCCAACGAGUGACAUGGACUUCACGAACAGCACUCGACCAGGGACGGGCGUAAUUGAAAAUAUUACUGCUAAUGGGGAUCCAUUGAAAGUAACUCUGCUGCCGCACAACAAGUACACACGAAGCUGCCGACGGACACCAAUUUCAAACGACACUAUCGUGGCGCACUGUGUCAGUAGUGACAAAGGAGAGGGGAUGGCUACAUGGAUGAAGGAGGCACAUCUGUGGAACCUUCCCGACGAUAACGACAGCGGCAGAGAUUGAUGAGAUGGGCGAGGUUCGUGUCGUAGGCACUGACAUAUGAUGUCAACGGUUGGGUAGUGCGACAAUCGGUCGCGAAAAGAGUUUGCCGGCAUAUGCAUGAAAGCCAUCGAAGAAGUCCUUGUUGCUGUUUGAAGUGAACACUACUAGUCUACAUCGUUCUUGCCGUAGGUUCGUUGGUGUUUUGUUAUUGUUGAAUGUUCGGUGGUAGGUGUUGGAUGGUAGCGUGCGAGGAGAUAGAUGCUCGGUGGUGGAUUGGUGUGUAAUAAAUAGGUGUAAGCAGAACACUGAUCUAUGGGGCAAGGGCCUCAGAGUUAGAUACCCAGUCUUAAUAGGUGAUGACAAAAGUAGUAGGUGAAUGCUAUGCGUAACAUGGGCGUGACGCGCUAGAGGUUGUUCUCUCCUCGCCCAGACUCUACCGAAGGAACUUGAGUCACUCCUCUGCUGUGCAAGACGCUCUCGACCAGAAUGUGAUUGGAGCGUGGUAUGCUGUAUACUUAUAUAUAUGUGGUGUGCGUUUUGCCCGCGUCGGAAGAGAAACUUUCUGGAGGUACAUUUUGUAUGCUCCACCUGUUCGUGAAAAUGGUGUGACUAGCGACAUAUGCCGUGAGGUCACAUGGUAAAGGACGGAAUAUUAAUGUCCAGCGAGUCUGACGGUUCCGAGAUAACCAA